Vigna umbellata (rice bean) is the source of this 1194-nucleotide messenger RNA. RefSeq lists its product as uncharacterized. Lineage: Eukaryota; Viridiplantae; Streptophyta; Magnoliopsida; Fabales; Fabaceae. The record is from RefSeq and is a predicted model, not a curated record.
ACCAAACUUAGAAGAAUGAGUUGGUUUCUUGGGAUUUUGUUCCUGAGUUUCAUAUAUGGCAGUGUUUCAGAGGUUCAAGACAAAAAUGACCGUUCUGCUGCUGUAAUUGGUACUGUUUACUGUGACACAUGUUCUGAGCAAGAUUUCACACCCGAAACCCCCUUCAUUUCAGGUGCCAAAGUUGGUGUAGAAUGCAAAUUUGGGUAUUCAGUACCAAGUUUCAAGGAAGAAGUGGAGACAGAUAAACAUGGUGAAUUCAAAGUGAAGCUACCAUUCAAAGUGUGGAAGCAUGCACAGAGAAUCAAAGGGUGCACUGUCAAACUCAUUAGUAGCAGUGAGUCAAAUUGUGAUGUGCCCUCAGUUUCCACCUCUUCUUCAGUGAGUCUCAUUACAACAAAGCAAGAAGAACACAUUUUCUCAGCUGGCUUCUUCUCAUUCAAACCUGUUCAAAAACCAAGCUUUUGCAACCAAAAACAAAGUGUUUCAAACCCAUCUAUAUCAGAUGAAAAUUCAGCAGUAGAUACCGUUUUCCCUCCCCUCCCAUUCCUACCUCCAAUCCCAUUCCUACCUCCAAUUCCCUUCCUACCUCCAAUCCCAUUCCUACCUCCAAUUCCUUUCCUUCCUCCAAUCCCAUUCCUGCCUCCCAAUCCAUUUAUACCUCCAAACCCAUUCCUACCUCCAAACCCUUUCCUACCUCCUAGCCCACCAAGCCCACCCCAAACUCCAACUCCAGUGCAACCACCUUCAAAUACUCCACUUCCAUCACCAACAUCUCCUAGUCCAUGGUCACCACCUCCCGAGAUUCCUAGUCCAUCUUCACCACCUACCGAAAGUCCAACUCCAUCGUCACCACCUCCAAGUCCAUUGCCAGAACCUCCAACUUCAGAACCUCCAAGUCCAUUGCCAUCAAGAAGUGCACCCGCACUCAACUACUAUACACUCUAACCACCAUGCCCACACAGCCAAUUUAUCCAAUGCUGUUUCAUCCCCUUGAGAUUAAAUAAAGCACUUGACGAAGAACUGCGCAAUUUAAAUGAGCUUCCAGGAAAAAAAGUAGAAAGAUUGAAAUGUUAAGUUAAAAUUAACUUACAUGUUGUAGAGUGUUUGAAAAAUUUAGAUAUGUAAGUUAAUGUUAACUUGCCAGAGGAAUUUAUACAAGUUGGUGCUAUACCUGUUCAUAAAUUGGUUACUUUC